CAAGUCUGGUUUGGCAUAGUUUGUUCAGACUCCUAGCAAAGAGAAAGCUAGCUGCUAUGUCUACCAAUACAAAAAGCUUCAGCAGCAGUUCCAGUGAAGAUGAGAACGAACUUAGGAGAGGGCCAUGGACUCUUGAAGAAGACACUCUUCUGAUUCAAUACAUAGCUCGUCACGGUGAAGGCCGAUGGAAUCUGCUAGCAAACCGUGCAGGAUUAAGGAGAACUGGAAAGAGUUGCAGAUUGAGAUGGUUAAACUAUCUGAAACCAGAUGUUAAGCGUGGAAAUCUCACUGUAGAAGAACAGCUCUUGAUUCUUGACCUCCACUCCAAGUGGGGAAACAGGUGGUCGAAAAUUGCACAAUACUUACCUGGAAGAACAGACAAUGAAAUCAAGAACUACUGGAGAACUAGAGUGCAGAAACAAGCAAGGCAUCUUAAGAUUGAUACCAACAGCGCAGAGUUUAAGAAUAUUAUUAGGGGCUUUUGGAUGCCUAGAUUGCUGCAGAAGAUAGGAGACCAAAACCAAUUAUCUGCUUCUCAUCAGAAUUCAAUAACAGCAUCACCACCAGAACCACAAUUUACUGAGCAAGGAGCUGUUAACAUGAGCGGAUACGUAAACAAUUUGGAUAUCGAAAACCAAAACAAAGAAUGCAUUUUUCCUUUAGAGGUACCAAUGGAUCAGAUGUCACGCACUUCCCAAUUUUCAGAAUAUUAUCCUUCUAGUCCUUCGUGUGGAGCCAUAGUGCACCAUGAUCACAAUGUAAACAACAGUGGACAUGACAUGGAAGUCUUCAACUUGGUGAAUCCUACAGCUGUUGAUAAUUUCUGUGUGCCAGAAGGUGAAAGCAACUGGCUUGAAACUGAUUUCUCAUGUAGCAUGUGGAACAUGGAUGAAUUGUUGCAAAGGUGUUAGCCUGCAUAGUCCCACAUCGCUCGAGUGCUAUUGCAAAUACAUAUUGUGUAAGAUCACGGGCCUCUCCAACCAAUAUCAAUUAGUUUUUGGAUCGGAUGCUCUAUUUUUGGAUUGAGGGACUUAUUUUGGACAAGCCUCGCCGAACUGAUAAGUUAUUUGGUAUAGUCGUAUAGAUUAGUUUGUGAGAUCAUGUAUCAAGUGAACAGUACUUGUUAAUUUUCCACAACCUAGCUAACUGCAGAACAAUGCAGGUUAUUGGGUUAAACUUUCCAUCAAUAUCAAUGUGCAUCCUUUCCUUGGACUAAAAUUCAAUGCCACUUUGUGAAGCUAA
Messenger RNA from Argentina anserina (silverweed cinquefoil), 1242 nucleotides. Its product is annotated as transcription factor MYB62-like. Bases 57 to 911 code for a protein of 284 amino acids. Lineage: Eukaryota; Viridiplantae; Streptophyta; Magnoliopsida; Rosales; Rosaceae. Gene Ontology annotation, biological process: regulation of DNA-templated transcription. Gene Ontology annotation, molecular function: catalytic activity; sequence-specific DNA binding; DNA-binding transcription factor activity. The transcript has 3 exons. The record is from RefSeq and is a predicted model, not a curated record. Gene Ontology annotation, cellular component: nucleus.